CUGCUUGCUGAAGGUGCUGACAUUGAAGCGCCUGAUUCACUGAAGGCUACUCCCCUGCAUUACUCUACUGCUAUUGAAGAAAUCGCCGCAGAGCUAGCGUUGGCGAUACUGCACACACUCCUCAGAGGCGGAGCGUCGCCGAACUGUCGAGAUAUCGAUGAACGUACUCCGAUUUUGUGGGCUGCAAGCAAUGGAAAUCUGGAGGCGAUGCAUUCGCUUAAACAAGCCGGUGGCGAUCUUGAAGCCGUGGAUCGGGAUAGUCUGGGUGUACUUCACUGUGCAGCAAGCCACGGUUAUCAUGAAACGAUCGACUUCUUCAUGGAAACUGCGCCUCAUGCUUCUAUUGACCAACGAGAUCGUGCUGGACAUUCGGCGCUAUUUUAUGCCGUCACCUACGGUCACUACGAAGCUGCAAAACAUCUUCUGGAUCACGGUGCUAACCCGAAUCACCAGGACAAUCGUCUACGCACACCCUCGCAUUGUGCCGCCGCCAAGGGUCAAAUGCGAAUGCUCAAACUGCUUAAGCAGUACAACGCAGCUUUCGAGAUUCAGAACUAUCGUGGUGAUUUGCCAGUUCAUGAAGCCGUUCAGUCUAGGAGCAAAGGUACGAUUUGA
This is a messenger RNA of Cooperia oncophora, 615 nucleotides long. The record is from the annotation of a GenBank genome assembly. Lineage: Eukaryota; Metazoa; Nematoda; Chromadorea; Rhabditida; Trichostrongylidae.